Molecule: messenger RNA, 13926 nt
Organism: Perkinsus marinus ATCC 50983
Lineage: Eukaryota; Perkinsozoa; Perkinsida; Perkinsidae
Product: cytoplasmic dynein heavy chain, putative
Exons: 47
Coding region: 1-13926 (4641 amino acids)
Biological process (GO): microtubule-based movement
Cellular component (GO): dynein complex
Molecular function (GO): ATP hydrolysis activity; minus-end-directed microtubule motor activity; ATP binding
Source: RefSeq, a predicted model, not a curated record
AUGGAAGACUGCCAGAAGAGGCUCAUACCGGACACUUACUUGAUAGUAGAUCCACUUGUUGAUAAAGUGUACUCUAAGUUGAAACUUGAGCACCCUAACAGCCCAGUAUCGGCUAAGAAACAUCUCCCUGAAGAUGAGCUUAGAGACGCGGCAUUCCUGGAUGCCGUCCAAACCUCAGUUAACAAGUGGAUAUCAGACAUAGGUCGAGUGAUCAAGCUACAACAUGAUAGACUUGCCUCUCCAUCUGGUGGUACACCUGAUGAUGCCGGAUCUGUCGCAAUUAGGGAGGUUAAUUUCUUCAUAGCGGUUGAGGCCAACCUGCUAAGUGUCAGAAAGCAGCUGGAAGAUCCUAUGGUCCAAUUCGCAUUGGAGGCUUUGAGGAUUGGUCGAAGAUUCCUCUCAACUGUUUCCUUUGAGGCACACGUGGAGCUGCCAGACAAUCUCGAGCUGGGCGGCAGUGCUUAUGGAAGAUGUAUCNNNNCUACGAAGAAUACAGUAGUGGCUGCUUAUGAUAAGGUAUUGCUUGUUGAUGUUGUGGAUACUACACCUACUGGUACUAAUGCUUGGGAACGUGCUAAACAGGAGUAUGCUGAUCUCAUCAACAGGGCUGAGAGCUUGAUCAUAGCCAACAUGAGGGAUACUCUUGGCAAUGCUGCUACUACCAAGGAUAUGUUCCGGGCUUUCGCCAAGUUCAACCCUCUCUUCUUCAGACUGCGUAUUAGGAGUGCAGUAUUGGAAUAUCAGAACUCACUAUUGAGUAAGGUUAAAGUGGACAUAUUCGAUCUACAAGAGGCAUUCAAGAAGGGCUUUGAGGGAUCUGGUACCGAGACCAUGCUCCUUCAGAGAGGGAUACCUGCUCUAAGUGCUAAGAUUAUGUGGGCUAAGCAGAUCAGUCGAAGGCUUACUACACUCAUCAACCAAGUGGCUUCAGUUCUAGGCCCUACUUGGGAUAAGCAUAUCGAUGGUCAGAGGAUCAAAGAGGAGUGUGACUUCUUUGCCAAGAAGCUAGACACCAGUCGUCUAUUCGAGAGCUGGGUUAAGCAAGCUAGAAGUGUAUCUAUAGACUGGGGUGCCCGAGUAUUGGCCAUUCAUAAGGCUAGGAAUGGAUCAUUAGCUCUACACAUGAACUUUGAUGCUGAUAUCCUUGAUCUCUGCCAAGAGAUUGCUUACUUGGAGAGUCUACAUUUCCAGAUACCAUUUGCUGUGAAGGUGAAAGGUGAGGAGAUAAGGAAGAUCUAUCCCCUUUCGGUGACCUUAAGGGAGUGUGCCGAGACCUACAUGUCUCUAGGGACUAAGCUCUCUCAGCAACCUCAAGUAGCCUCGCUGCUCGCUGCUUAUCAUGCUAAGGUUCAACAUGCUCUAGCAUCAGCGUAUGAUGUUGGUUGGGAUGAUAUCGAAGGUGUGUACUCCUAUACAGCAGAUGUGAGUGAUUUGGUAUUCUCAUUCCAAGAUCGUUGGACUGAGGUCCUACGUAUGGUGAAUCGUAUUGAUGAUCUAGUGGAUGACCAACUACCCUGUACCCACAUGGUCGAUGGUCUACCAUACCAGACGGACGCUGAUGACCUUUACAUAACAGCCAAUUCUACCCUUAUUACUGGAGGACGUGACCAACAACAACAUGAGCAUGGGGUGCUGCAUAACUAUGUGGAUGAGGUUCUGGCUAUCUUUGGUAAGGUACAGAAGAUAGUUGAUGAUCUCAAUCUAGCUGGAUGCUCCAAUCUCCGCCUUUACGUAUCUGAGCUCAACGCUAGACUAGAGGCCAGACUACGCAUGGAGUUCUCUGCAGUUGUGGGUAUAUGGGUCGAUGAGUUCGAGGAUUGGCCUCAUAAUGGUACCAGAGUUAUACCUGAGAAUAGUAUUUCCGUACACGAGCUGCUCAUGCUCCAAGAAGGGUCUAAUACGCGUCUUGUACUCAAGCCAAGCAUUGAGGAGGUAAGGGCCGGGCUCAUGGAGAAGCUUUCAAUCCUUCUAGCCAAGCUAUGCCACUUCCCUAGGAUUCGGUCUGGACGUUAUGAUAAUGUUACGGUAUCUGCUAAGAAGAAUGCUAUAGACAAUGGAGGAAGAGGAACUUGUUCAUCGUUCAUGAAUUUGGUCAACACCCAUCCAGAUGACCAGGCUUUAAGCCAAGCUUAUGAGAUCAUUGACUCUACCAUGGCUCGUAUGGCUACUUAUGUUCAUGAUUGGCAGAAGUAUGAAGCUCUAUGGAGGGCGGAGCCUUCCGCACUAUUCAACGAGCUAGGGGACGAUAUUGAGGCAUGGCAACAACUCUUGACCGAUAUCAGGGUCGCUAGGGCCGGUGUCGAUGCUGCUAGGGAUACUGAGACCUUCGGUCCAAUAGCGAUUGACUUUAGUCCAAUACAGGAACAGGUACUCCAUAAGUAUGACCAGUGGCAGAGGNNNNCUGACAAGUGGCUUGUGGUAUUCUGUGACGAGAUCAACCUACCAGUCCCCGAUGCCUACGGGACACAGAGAGUCAUCAUGUUUAUAAGGCAAAUAAUCGAGAGCGGAGGCUUCUACCGACCAAGUGAUAGGUCUUGGGUCGAGGUAGAACGUAUCCUCUUUGUUGGUGCAUGUAACCCUUCUACUGAUGCUGGACGUCAUGCUAUGAGUGAUAGAUUCCUCCGUCAUGUGCCUGUCCUAUUCAUGGACUAUCCAUCAAGUGACUCUUUGGUACAGAUCUACGGCACCUUUACUAGAGCUAUGCUUAGGCUCCAACCACAGCUAGAAGAAUAUGCUGACAUGCUUACUAAGGCAAUGGUAUCUGUAUACACAAGUAUAGGACAGACAUUCACGGUGGCAGGCUGUGGGCAGCCUCAUUACUUCUACUCACCACGAGAGCUCACUAGAUGGAAGAUUGCCUUGUAUGAGGCUAUGAUGGAAUAUGACUGUAUGACCCGUAUGGACCUUAUUAGACUCUUCAUUCAUGAGGCUAUGAGGGUAUUCCGUGAUCGGUUAACGACAAUUGAGGAGCGUACAAGGGCCGAUAGUAUCAUCGAUGAUACAGCUAAAGAGUACUUCGGAGCCACCGAGAAGGAACUAAGAAGACCUCUCAUGUUCUCCCAUUAUGGCAGUAAAUACUAUACUGAGAUUAGCAUAGAACGUAUGAGGGUAUUUGUGGGAGCUAAGCUGGAGGAAUUCUACGAGGAGGCUUUGUCUGUUAAGCUCUCGUUGUUCGAUACUAUGCUGGAUCACAUGACCAGAAUCGACCGGGUCCUCAGACAACCUCUGGGUCAUAUGCUCCUUGUCGGUGCUAGUGGGGUUGGUAAAACUGUCCUAUCAAAGUUCGUCAGCUGGAUGAACGGCCUCUCUGUCUAUCAGCUCAAGACCGGUAAGUCAUAUGAUAUCCACUCUUUCGAGGCUGACCUUCGGCAUGUUAUGAAGCGUGCUGGGGUGAAAGGAGAGAGAAUAUGCUUCAUCUUCGAUGAGUCUAACGUCCUCGGCCCAGCUUUCCUCGAGAGGAUGAAUGCUUUACUUGCUGGUGGAGAGGUCCCUGGUCUAUUCGAAGGCGACGAGUAUAACAACUUGAUCCAGGAGUGCCGUACCAGUAACGAGACCGCCACUACAGCGGACGCCAACGAGCUAUUCUCUGACUUUACGAAAGACGUCUGGACGAUGCUAAUGAUGCUCAGCGAGCUGUUCCGACGUAUUAAGCUCCUGGAGGAGAGCAAGGAUAAAGUCGAGCAUAUGAUAGCAUCUCAUGAUACGAAGGUAAUGGAACAGAUAAACAGCCUCUAUGAGGAAUGGGGGGCUAUGAGGGCCGACCAGACGACUCAACCUAACGAGUUGAUGAAGCUGCAAGCUGACCUGGCACAGGUAAUGAAUGCCAACCACUCUACAAGUUCUAUAUUCAAUGAUAUCUUAUGUCAGGUCAUAAAGGCUAAGAAGGUGUUGGAUUUAGACUGCAGCAAUGAGCGUCGCCUAGAUCCCCUGCGGGAAGAUGUAUCUAACCUGAGAGCUGUGUGGGAAGGCCUUGGAGGAGUGCAUCAGAAGCUGUCUGAUAUUGCUGAUACUCCAUGGCCAGCUGUAGUUGCAAAGAAAGUGAAGACUUCAUUGGAGCAACUUGUCGAAGAGCUCAGUCAACUACCUGAUGCGUUACGUCAAUACGAUGCUUAUGAUGAUCUACGCAGUCGAGUGGAAGCUGCCUUGGCCCUCCAUCCAAUCAUUGCUGAUCUCAAGUCUGAGGCAUUGAAGGAUCGCCACUGGAAGCAGAUUCUGGGCAUCUUGUCACUUGGUACGAUCCACAAUGGUGUCAAUGGCCUCUUAUUGGGACAGCUUUGGGAUAGCACUGGUCUCAAGGAGCGAGAGAAGGAGUUACGAGGUCUCAUGUCGGAGGCAGCUGGAGAACUAGCUUUGGAAGAGUUCAUAUCCUCUGUCAAGGAGUAUUGGACUACACUCAAUCUCGAUUUCAUACCUUAUGCUGGGGGUAAAUGCCAUCUAGUGCGGGGAUGGGAUGACCUCUUUGCACAGCUUGAUGAGCAUAUCAGCUCAUUAGAAGCUAUGAAGCAUUCACCACACUAUAAAGUAUUCGAGACUGAUACUAGAUCAUGGGAGGAUAGGUUAACCAAGUUGAGAUUGUUAUUGGAUAUCUGGGUUGAUGUACAACGUCGUUACGUCUAUCUUGAAGGUAUUUUCUGUAAUUCCGAAGAUAUUCGCACUCUAUUACCUACAGAGUCGGCCAGGUUUGGCUCGGUUGAUGCAGAAUUUGUAAGUAUUAUGAAGAAGGUGUUCGAUACUAAGGUCAACAUACUGGACAUUAUGAGCACUGACACUUACAUCCUCAAGACCCUUGAACGCUUGGGUAGAACUCUGAGCAGGAUACAGAAGGCUUUGGGUGAUUAUUUGGAGAUGCAGAGAGCUCAGUUCCCAAGAUUCUAUUUUGUUGGUGAUGAGGAUCUUCUUGAGAUGAUAGGUAACUCACAAGACCUAACUGUUAUCACACAACAUUUGAAUAAGAUGUUCGCUGGUAUAGCUGGGAUAGAGACUUGUCAGGAUGAGGAGGAUGUCAAUACUGUAUGGAUAACUGCUCUCCGGAGUAGAGAGUCGGAGAUAGUUCAACUUGGUGAUGUUCAUAAGGUUCCAGUAGACGUCUCGGUUGAUGGUACUGCUGUGCCUGGUCAGCAGCAACAACAUCGUCGUAGUAUACACUACAUUCUGACCUCCAUCGAGAAGGCCAUGCAUGCCCGUUUACCAGAGCUACUCAAUAUGGCUAUGGAUCCUAGUUUAUCGAUCUUAGACUUAGCUAGGCAAUUCCCUGCUCAGAUUGCCCUACUAGCAUGUCAAGCUCGAUGGUAUAAUGCACAGUCUGAGGCCUUUGGUAUUCAAGGUGGUACUGCAGCUCUUCUCGAGGACUGUAAAGCAAAGCUAGAGGCUCUCUCGGCCGCUGGUGGUGCCGUACAGGGUGGUGAUGACCCUCUACUGCGACGAAAGUAUGAGCAGUUGAUCAGCGAGGUCAUCCAUCAGAGGGAGAUGAGUCGUCAUCUGGACUCUGUGAAAUGCACUAGCCCCCAACACUUCGAGUGGCUUCGUAUACUAAAGCAUCGGUGGUAUCCCAAUGACAUGAGGCUCAGUGUCGAGAUAUGUAGCGCUGUCUUCGAGUAUGGAUUCGAAUAUCUAGGAGUAUGUGAUAAACUAGUCCAGACUCCUCUCACUGAUCGCUGUUACAUGGCACUAGCACAAACUCUGGAUAUGAGGUUAGGAGGUAAUCCCUUCGGCCCAGCUGGUACUGGUAAAACUGAGACUGUGAAGUCCCUCGGUGCACAACUCGGCCGAUUGGUAAUGGUGUUCUGUUGUGAUGAGAGCUUCGACUUUGCUGCCAUGGGCCGUAUCUUCGUGGGCUUGUGCCAAGUUGGCGCUUGGGGCUGUUUCGAUGAGUUCAACCGUUUGGAAGAGCGCAUACUGUCGGCAGUCAGCCAACAGAUCUUCUCUAUCCAGUCUGGAUUACGACAUCAGAAGGAUGAAGUGAACAUCCUCGAUAGAGCAGUGUCCCUCUCUCCUAAUGUGGGUAUAUUCGUUACUACCAAUCCUGGGUAUGCAGGACGGUCCAAGUUCCCUGAUAACCUCAAGCAGCUGUUCAGGCAGGUAGCUAUGAUUGUACCAGAUAAGGUCCUCAUAGCACAAGUAUUGCUAUUCUCACAAGGCUUUAAAGAGGCUGAGGCUUUGUCAUCGAGAGUAGUCGAUCUCUUUGAUAGAUGCUCUACCAAGCUGUCGAGUCAACCCCACUACGACUUCGGCCUCAGAGCUCUUAAAAGCGUGUUGGCUAGUGCCGGCAACUUGAUGCGCUCCUCUGGGGUACUACGAGCCCCAACUGCUCCAGACUGCCCCUCUGAGGAGGAUGAGGUAGACAUCGAUGCUGAGGACACCAUCAUACUUAAAGCUAUUGCCAACGCUGUGGUACCCAAGUUGGUGGGUGAGGACGUUGUAAAGAUGUCUAAGUUGGUGGAAGAGGUAUUCCCCGAGACUAAGGCCGCAGCCUUCGAUGAGGCCACUCUUGAGUUGCACGUUGUUGAUGUAUGCAAGGAGAGAGGACUAGAUCCUCAGGAAGCCUUCAUUGCCAAGUGUCUGCAACUAUACCAAUUGCAGAAGCUCAAUCACGGCAUCAUCCUGUUCGGUCCUGUUGGCAGUGGCAAAUCAACGGUUACUGCAGUGCUAUUGGAUGCCUUACAACGGCAUGAACGGAUAGUGACCAAACUGCAUGUUCUGGAGCCCAAGGCGAUGAUGAAAGAUGACCUCUAUGGUCGAUUGGACGCUACUACUCGGGAGUGGACCGAUGGGAUCUUCACUGAUAUACUACGCAAGAUCAUCGCCAACAAUGCCUCUGCUGCUGUGGCUCCUUCUGCCCAUGAUCACGAAGAGCAUAUAAUGCAGGAACACUCUAAGCCUACUACCUUUCCUAGACGCCAUUGGAUCAUCUUUGAUGGUGAUGUUGAUCCUAAUUGGGCCGAAAACCUUAACUCGGUACUCGACGAUAACAAGAUGCUCACCUUGCCAAGCGGCGAACGCCUACUUCUGCCUUCAAACGUUAGGAUACUCUUCGAGGUUGACUCCCUAAAGCAUGCUACAAUGGCUACCGUAUCUAGGUGUGGCAUGGUGUGGUUCAGCCCUGAGACUGUUACCGACGAGAUGAUCUGCAUGAGAGAGCUGAAAGACCUCCAUCGAGCAACACAGUCGCCGUUGGGAACUGGGAGGAUGGGAUCAGAUUUGGUCAGUGAAGGAUGUGUUGAUACUCUCCUCCGCUUCUUCCAUCCUGGAGGCCUAGUGUAUAGAUCCCUUGCUUAUGUCAAGGAGCUACCAUCUGGUGUACAUAUAAUGCCAUUCACUGCUACUAGAGGUAUCAAUGCUAUGUUCAGUCUGCUAAGUCACCAUGUUCACCGUGCUGUCUCUUCCUGUCGUAAUGCAUCGAUAAGAGAGAAGUAUCUCGAUAAGGCCCUGAUAUUCUCUGUAUGCUGGGGGUUUGGUGCUUCUCUCCCUCUAAUUCACAGAGAGCAGUUUGCUGUAUUUGUGGCAUCCGAGGCUGAAGCUUGUGGUGUACCUGUGCCGAUAAACUCCUGCCUCCUAGACUAUGAGGUUCGAGUAAUGGAUGGUCAAUGGACAUCAUGGACUAAUAAGGUCGGACGGAUCGAUCUAGAUGCAUCUCAAGUCCUUAAUGCUGACCUUGUUAUACCUACCAUUGACACUGAGCGGCAUGCUCAGUGUAUCAAUUCUUGGAUCGCCUCUAGACGACACUUCAUCCUCUGCGGUCCUCCUGGUUCAGGCAAGUCUAUGACGUUACUCUCAUCUCUAAGGGCUCUGGGCGAUUCCCUACAGGUGGCCUCUCUCAACUUCUCUAGUGAGUCCACUCCUGAACUACUUAUGCGUACCUUGAUGACCUACUGUGAGUGUUGCCAAACUUCUACUGGAUGGAAGCUUCGUCCAGCCUCGGGGGAAGCUGCCCCUGGUGGUGGGGCAUCUGACAAGUGGCUUGUGGUAUUCUGUGAUGAGAUCAACCUACCAGUCCCCGAUGCCUACGGGACACAGAGAGUCAUCAUGUUUAUAAGGCAGAUAAUCGAGAGCGGAGGCUUCUACCGACCAAGUGAUAGGUCUUGGGUCGAGGUAGAACGUAUCCUCUUUGUUGGUGCCUGUAACCCUUCUACUGAUGCUGGGCGCCAUGCUAUGAGUGAUAGAUUCCUCCGUCAUGUGCCUGUCCUGUUCAUGGACUAUCCAUCAAGUGACUCUUUGGUACAGAUCUACGGCACCUUUAUUAGAGCUAUGCUUAGGCUCCAACCACAGCUAGAAGAGUAUGCUGACAUGCUUACUAAGGCAAUGGUAUCUGUAUACACAAGUAUAGGACAGACAUUCACGGUGGCAGGCUGUGGGCAGCCUCAUUACUUCUACUCACCACGAGAGCUCACUAGAUGGAAGAUUGCCUUGUAUGAGGCUAUGAUGGAAUAUGACUGCAUGUCCCGUAUGGACCUUAUUAGACUCUUCAUUCAUGAGGCUAUGAGGGUAUUCCGUGAUCGGUUAACGACAAUUGAGGAGCGUACAAGGGCCGAUGGGAUCAUCGAUGAUACAGCCAAGGAGUACUUCGGAGCCACUGAGAAGGAACUGAGAAGACNNNNUAGACUCUUCUGGCCCUUCAAGGUCAUAUGCUCCUUGUCGGUGCUAGUGGGGUUGCUCAAGACCGGUAAGUCAUAUGAUAUCCACUCUUUCGAGGCUGACCUUCGGCAUGUUAUGAAGCGUGCUGGGGUGAAAGGAGAGAGAAUAUGCUUCAUCUUCGAUGAGUCUAACGUCCUCGGCCCAGCUUUCCUCGAGAGGAUGAAUGCUUUACUUGCUGGUGGAGAGGUCCCUGGUCUAUUCGAAGGCGACGAGUAUAACAACUUGAUCCAGGAGUGCCGUACCAGUAACGAGACCGCCACUACAGCGGACGCCAACGAGCUAUUCUCUAACUUUACGAAAGAGGUACAGAGGAAUCUGCACAUAGUGUUCACAAUGAAUCCGGCCAACCCGGACUUCCACAAUCGUAAAGCGACAUCACCUGCUCUUUUCAACCGAUGUGUUGUUAACUGGGUUGGGGACUGGCCGACGGAUGCCCUACUACAGGUGGAGCACUGCAGAGUUUUGGAGUAUCUCAGGAGGGGCAUCUUUCAGAUCGCCAAUGAUUCCCUCAUGCGACUAGACCUAUCCGGGCACUGUUUCAAGUCGGAUACUAUGGCCACUAGUAUGGUCUGCAUUCAUGAGAGUGUGAUGAAGCUUCAUGAUUCAUUGCGAGCGCUCAACAAGCGCUUUGCCUAUGUAACACCAAGGGACUACAUGGAUUUCCUGAGGCAUUUUGAGGAGCUCUAUACGACUAAACGGGCUGAGUGGGCAGAGCAACAACGACAUUUGAAUCUUGGUCUUGAGAAGCUACAUCAGACAGGGCAGCAGGUGGCAGAAAUGAAGACCCAGUUGUCGAGUAAAACGGAAUUACUAGCGGAGAAGAACAAGCUUGCUGAGGCUAAGAUGGCACAGAUGAUCAAAGGGCAGAGUGAAGCAGAGCAAAAGAAGAGGGAGAGCCAGUCUUUGCGGGAGAAGCUGAACAAAGAUCACCAACUCGCUGCCUCACGUCAAGAGGAGGUUGCCAGAGAAUUGGCUGAGGUCGAACCCGCUCUCAACCAUGCUAGGCAGUUGGUACAGUCAAUACAACGGAAGCAAGUCGACGAGAUGAGGUCCUUACCGAAUCCUCCCGCACCAGUCAAGAUCACUCUCGAGGCUGUCGUAUGCUUGAUAAGGAACUAUGGUCCCGGUGUGGAGCUCACUUGGGACCACAUUCGUAAGGAGCUCAAAGAUCCACAGCUUAUGGUAACAGUACUCCAAUUCAACACUGAUGCAUUGAGCGUCGCUGCUAGGGAGCGUGUGGAGGGGUAUCUAAAGUCUUCGGCCUGGGACAUGGACCGUAUAGAGCGUGCCUCUAGAGCUGCAGGGCCCUUGGCCCAGUGGGUAACGAGUCAGAUCAGCUACGGCAAGAUGCUACAGAGUAUUGGUCCUCUGAGGGCAGAGGUGGCAGAGCUUGAGACGCAACAAAAGGCUAGCAACGAGAAGCUUCGGGCAAAUAGUGAGCUCCUUGAAAAGCUAGAGAAGGAGAUAGGGCAGUAUAAGGAUGAGUAUGCUCAAUUGAUAAGCGAGGGCCAGAGUAUACGUACCGAGAUGGAGGAGGUCUCUGCAAUGUGCAAGAGGUCAUCUGAUCUCUUGGCAUCGUUGGCAUCGGAGAAGGAACGUUGGGAGGUGCAGAAGGAUACCUACAAAUCCCAAUCGGGAACAAUAAUAGGAGAUACUGUUAUGGGUGCAGCUUUCUGUACAUAUAGUGGCUUCUGUGAACAUGCUCAUCGUGAACAAUUGCACGCAGAGUGGCGUCGCAUAUUUGACUCGACCAAGAAUGGUCCUAAGAUAAACAAUAGUCUAUCUCUAAUCGAGUAUCUAUCCAAGCCAGGACAGCGUCUAGCCUGGGUUGCCAACCAGCUGCCUAAUGAUGAUCUAUCUAUUCAGAAUGCUAUCAUCAUUGACAGAUACAUACGUUAUCCGAUGAUUGUGGACCCAUCUGGACAGGCUGUUACCUUCCUACAGAAUGAGCAUGCACUCACUUCCUCGAGGUCUCAAGGGAAACUCAAGGUCACGGCAUUCACUGACCCAGCCUUCACCAAGCAUCUCGAAGCAGCCCUACGCUUUGGCACUGUCCUGCUCUUCACUGAUGUACAGAAGGUCGACCCAAUCCUCAACUCAGUCCUUAACAGAGAGAUAUUCAAGAAGGGAGGUCGUACACUCAUCACUGUUGGUGAUGUGGAUAUUGACUACUCUCCGAACUUCGCAAUGUAUAUGACUACGAGGGAUGCUUCCCUUACCUUUACUCCUGAUGUGGCAUCUAGAGUAACGAUGGUUAACUUCAACGUUACUAAGGAGUCCCUUCAAGCACAGUGUCUACAUGCUCUACUCAAGACUGAGAGACCUGAUGUUGAGGAGAAGCGAGUGAAGGCUCUCAAGCUGCAAGGGGAGUUUAGGGUACGAAUACGCGAGCUGGAGGACGGCCUCCUGCACGCCCUAUCUAACGUUACUGGUAGUAUACUAGAAGACGAGGCUAUUGUAUCCACACUUGAGACACUCAAAUGUGAAGCGGCUGAGGUUGCAGAGGAGGCAGGCAAAGCAGAUGAGAACUUGCGGGAGAUCGAGGCGGUGUCUUCGGCAUAUAUCCCUCUGUCGGCAUCAGCUGCUAACCUCUUCUUCGUGGUCCAAGGCCUCAAGGCUCUCAACAAUCUCUAUCAGUUCGGCUUAGUCCGGUAUCUGGAAUUAUACAACGUGGUGCUUCAACAUUCUUCAAGGUCUGCAGAUAGUACUACAUCUGCUGCCUCCUCACGGUUAUGGAGUAUAUGGCAGUGCUUGGUUAAGCUGGUAUAUGACUAUGUCGGCUCUGGCCUAUUAGCCGCUGAUCGUCUUAUUUUCCUAUUACGUGUUGCUGAGAUUGGUAAUGCUAUGGUAAAAUCUUCUUCUCCACCACCCUCCCAAUAUAUGCAACUACUCACCAUGCACGAUGAACAGAAGGGUGAUGGGGAGCCAUUAUCCCCAUUGAAAUGCGUGGAGGCUCUCAAUAUCAGCCAGGAUCAGAAGGAUCUUAUCACUCGGCUCGUCUCUACUGCAGUCUCCACAGGGGCUUCUUCGUUCGCUUCCGCACUACAAUCGAGUCUAAAGGCCCAUCCACAGGAGUGGGCAGCAUUCUUGACUGUCACUAACAGUACAGCUAUUAUCCCACAAGGAUGCCAUCAUUCAGGGGAUUCAGUAUUAGUCUCUCUGGAGAACGUUAUUAUAUCGAGAUGGAUGCGACCCGAUCUAGCAGAAGAAUAUCUAGAACGCUAUGCUGAGGGGUUACUAGGCUUGGACAAGCCACUCACUCCCUUCAAUGCUCCAUCCUUACAAGAUUCGAUCACAUCUCGUUCGAUGAUGCCCAACACUACGCUUUAUAUACUGGCCUGUACUCCUGGCUUUGACCCAUCUCUGCGUAUCGUUGAUCUAGCUGAGAGACUAGGAGUCCAGUUGGAGAUCGUGGCCAUGGGGUCUCCAGAGGGAUAUUCUCUAGCUGAUCGAGCCGUAGCAGCGGUUACGAAGCAACAGGGUCGCUGGGCUUUGCUUACUAAUAUGCAUCUCUGCCUACCAUACUUCCGCACUCUAGAUAGGAAACUUCCAACUCAUCCUCAAGGCAACUUCAAGCUCUUCAUCACGCUUGAUAUUGAGGCAUGCUCUGGGCAAGCUCUACCGGAUACCCUCAUGAAGUCGGCCCGGAUAUUGAUGUUCGAGGCGCCUACUGGUGUUAGACCAUCACUUCAGAGAAGCUACGCAGAGGUACUACUACCAGCGCGUGUCCAGAGGGGGCCAGUAGAACGGAACCGAUUACACUUCCUCCUGGCCUGGCUACAUGCCAUUGUAUUGGAAAGGGUGAGGUACGCUCCUGUUGGAUGGACCAAGGAGUUCGAUUUUUCAGAGGCUGAUCUAUCUUGUGCAGUUGAAUUGACUGAUAAAUGGUUAGAUGAGGCGCUUGAAGCAUCAUCGUCAUCAGAAGGCAAUCCAACUAAGCGGAGGCUCAUCAAUAUCGAUCCGGCUAAGAUACCAUGGGAGGCUAUAAGGACCACCCUCAUCGAUGUGGUGUAUGGUGGACGGUUGGACAAUGAUACAGACCGUGAGGCUCUAACAUCAAUCGUGGAGUAUCUCUUCUCACCAAAGGCUUAUCAUAAGGAUUUCUUACUCAAUCCUGGUGCUGUGGAUGGUGAUGGGGUACUUCUUCGUGUACCAGAUGCUCGUAAACGAGAGGACUUCCUAACCGUCAUCGACACCUUAUUCACAGGCAAACCCACACCUCAAUGGGUUGGGCUCCAGCCUGAGGUGGAGAAUUACUUAAAGGCCCGGAGAGCUGGUAGAUGCCUGGCUAUGUGGUUGCAACUCCGAUCUUUUGACGUUGACUUCUCUAUGAGGUUUGGUCGAAAGCUAGCUUUAGCCCUUCAGAACGAUACAGAAGAUGCUCCGUUCAUCUCCCAUAAGCAUUUGAAGGAGAUACUCAGCCGGCAGGUUCGUGAGAUACGCUCCCUGAAUGACAUGGCCAAUAAGGAAUCCCAGGAGGCUAAGUCAAGCAAAGAGACCAUCAGAGUUAUGGACAGUCAUUUCUUUGCUACGAUGGACUCUGACGUAGAGGCUAUGCUUGCCUACAUUGGCACCAAACAAGAGGGUCUGGCCCGUAGUGUUGCAGCUCUUGUGGUUAGAGCUCAACAAGCUGGCUUGAUCGAUCAAGACAAUCAACCACCUAAUGGGAUGCUCAAUUCCACAUUGACCCAGGUAUGCGUUGUGAUGUCUCAACUUGGGAGUCUACUGAGCGGGUAUUUAGUACAGUGCGCCGCCUACUCCCAACUAACUAUGAUUCUGUCUGGAUCGUUAUCCCUGGGGAUGGAUAUGGCACGUGAAUUAGAAACUGUCACAGAAGAAGCUAAUAAACUCCUAGCCUAUAUUGACAUUAACGUAGCUGGUAUGAGGAAGCUACUCAAACAGCAUGAUAAACAGAUACCUGUUGAAUACCAAAAACGGCCUAUUGGAUCGGCACCAUACACCAGUCAUCAUAGACUCCUGACUGAUGGUGUAUUGAGAGCUGUUACUGAGUUGAACAAGGUCCGAACUUCUAUUCAGGGCCUCUUUCAGGUUCUCCAAGCUGUGAAUGCCCCUGGACUAGAGCAGUUGGGUUCUCUACCUCCUCUGGCUGAAGUUCAUUUGGGUUCUGAAUGUGAACUCGUGUUGGGUCUACGAGCUAAGAUACUCCUUUCGAGACAGUCGCCAUCUACAGCAACCCCGUCCCCUCUUGCGUCCCCACCACCUUAUUCGUCGCCUAUGGGUAUGACCCCGGGGAAGGUAGGGCUUGACGAUGCAAUCAAGUCUGUAUUCCAUUAA